Molecule: messenger RNA, 1918 nt
Organism: Tachyglossus aculeatus (Australian echidna)
Lineage: Eukaryota; Metazoa; Chordata; Mammalia; Monotremata; Tachyglossidae
Gene: PREB
Product: prolactin regulatory element binding
Exons: 9
Coding region: 1-1290 (429 amino acids)
Biological process (GO): protein secretion
Cellular component (GO): endoplasmic reticulum membrane
Molecular function (GO): GTPase activator activity; protein binding; guanyl-nucleotide exchange factor activity
Source: RefSeq, a predicted model, not a curated record
AUGGGGCGGCGGCGGCGCCGACCCCCGGAGCUGUACCGGGCGCCAUUCCCGCUGUACGCGCUGCAGAUCGAGCCCGAGGCCGGAUUCCUCAUCACCGCCGGUGGGGGCGGCGCCGCCAAGACCGGCAUCAAGAAUGGAGUGCACUUCCUGCAGUUGGAAAAGAUCGGCGGCGGGCUGAGUGCCUCCCUGCUGCACUCCCAUGACACGGACACCCGGGCCACCAUGAACAUGGCACUGGCGGGGGACGUUCUGGCUGCGGGGCAGGAUGCCAGCUGCCACCUCCUGCGCUUCCGAUCCCAGCCGAGGCGAGAGGGCGGCCGCAAACCGGACGACAGAGGUUCCGGGGAGCGGGGCCCCCGACAGCGGAAAAAGCAGGCGGCGACGGAGCCAGCGGAGAGUGAGCCGGCCGCGCCGGAGGCCGGGGCAGAGACGCGGCAGGAUGGGGUGGAGCUGAGUGUGGAGACCCUCCGGACCGUGCAGACGGACUUCAGUCCGGACCCCCUGCAGAAGACGGUGCGCUUCAACCACGAUCGCUCCCUGCUCGCUACCGGCGGCUCCGACGGCUACGUGCGCGUCUGGCAGGUGCCCACCCUGGAGAAAGUUCUGGAGUUCGAAGCUCACAAGGGGGAGAUCGAAGACCUGACCCUGGGCCCUGACGACAAGUUGGUGACCGUGGGCCGGGACCUCCGGGGCUGUGUGUGGCAGAAGGACCAGCUGAUGACCGGGCUGUGCUGGAACGAGAACCUGCCCACCCUGCAUGACACCCCUUAUCGCUACCAGGCCUGCAGGUUCGGGUGGGUGCCGGACCAGCCCGCCGGGCUCCGGCUCUUCACGGUCCAGAUCCCCCACAAGCGGCUCCGCCGGCCGCCGCCCUGCUACCUCACGGCCUGGGACGGCCGCAGCUUCCUGCCGCUGCGCACCGAGCCCUGUGGCCACGAGGUCGUCUCCUGUCUGAACGUGAGUGAGUCGGGCACCUUCCUCGGCCUGGGCACCGUCACUGGGUCUGUUGCCAUCUACAUCGCCUUCUCCCUCCAGCGCCUCUACUAUAUCCGGGAGUCCCACGGUAUCGUCGUGACGGAUGUGGCCUUCGUGCCGGAGCGGGGCCGGGGCCGGGAGCUCCUGGGGGCUCACGAGGCAGCGUUGCUGUCUGUGGCCGUGGACAGCCGCUGCCAGCUGCACCUGCUGCCCACCCGCCGAAGCGUCCCUGUGUGGCUGCUGCUGCUGCUCUGUGCCGGGCUCGUCAUCGGGGCCAUCCUGCUGCUCCAGAGCGCAUUCCCGGGCUUCCUCUAGCAGCGCCUCAGGAAUAGGGACAGUGCACCCCUGACGCGACCAAAGCAGAGCCCCGCGGACCCGGCCUCCGGCCACUGGCUCUCGCUCCGUCCUCCGCGCUCCGUGUUGCUUUCUGCAAGCGGCUGAGGCAGCUCCGAGGCCCGGAGCCUCCCGCCCGCCCGGCCGGCCUACUGGCGCUCAAACAGCCCCUGCCCUGUGACAAUGUGAAGAUGACUGGAGCCCAGAGGCUGCGGCCCCCAGCCCUGUGGCAGGGAGAGACUGGAGGGGUGGGCGGGGAGGGGGAGGACAGUGGUUCAACUGCCUCCUGUGGCUCAGUGUAGGGGCAGGGGGCCUUCCCCCUAACCCCCAGCUGCUCACUGGGCAGUGAGAUUAAACCAGCAUGAUGCCCCCAGUCCUGUGCUCUGUCCUCACUGUAGCCUGUACAGGUGCGGAUAAGGAGGAGGAGGUGGUGGCAAGGAAGCCGGGCCACUGCACAAACCCAGCUCAGCCGCCCCCCACCCUGCAAGGGACCCCGAAGGGACACAAGCCGCAGCCGGGCUAAGAGGAGUUGAGUUUUAAUUGAGCAGUCCGCACCCCGUGGCCCUCCCUGACCUCAGAGGGUGGCAGUGCGGGGAAGACUGAGCUCCUG